AGCGAAAGAGCGAGCGAGAGAGAGGUAGCUAGAGAGAGAGCGCGAGCGCCAGAGAGAGGGAGACGUAUAUAGCGCGAGCGGGAGGAACAGAGCACAACGUAUACGGUCUCCGCCUAUACACCGUCACAACGUCGCGCUCGAGGCCAGCGGGCGGCGGGAUCACAGAGCAGUAGCUUCACGAGACGUGAAGCCGUGAAGGGAUCCGUCAACCUCGCGCGUGUCAACCUCACCGACUUGGUGGAAAUGGACUCCCCGUGAAACCGGAGGUGGAGGGGAGAGGCGGACCGGCGGGGGGUGGGGGGACUUACGAGAGCACUGGAGGAAAAAAGCGGAGAAAGAACAACAAAAGCGACGCCGCCGCGAGGAGCGCGUGCUGUAACCAUGAGCGGCUCGCGUCGCGCGCCGGGGCUGCUACUGCUGCCGUCGCCGCGUUUCCCGCGGACCGUGUCGUGAGGUGUGGCUCGCGACGCCCGGGGUUCUGUCAUUCGAAGCGACACUCUGCGAGGAGGAGAGGUGGUGGUGCUGCUGGUGGAGGUGGUGGUGGCGGAGGUGGAGGUGGUGGUGGUGGUGGAAAAGAUGUCCGCCUCGGUGGGGCCCCAGAGUGGCCCGCGCCCACCCGCCGCGCAGCCCUCCAUGGCAGACAUGCCGGACCUCAGUCAUCUCACGGAGGAGGAGAGGAAAAUCAUCAUGGCGGUGAUGGACCGGCAGAAGGAGGAGGAGGAGAAGGAAGACGCCAUGCUCAAGACGCUGCAUGAGCAGUUCAAGAGCUACAAACAGGAAGUGCGCCGCAUCGGGGCCGAGUCCCGGCGGCAGCAGGCCCAGCAGAAGGACGACGCGCCCACCUGCGGCAUCUGCCGCAAGACCAAGUUCGCCGACGGCUGCGGCCACCCCUGCUCCUACUGCCAGACCAAGUUCUGCGCCCGCUGUGGCGGAAGAGUCUCCCUGCGCUCCAACAAUGAGGACAAAGUGGUCAUGUGGGUAUGCAACCUCUGCCGUAAGCAGCAGGAGAUUCUCACCAAGUCAGGAGAAUGGUUUUCUGGACCGGGGGUCCGUCCUACCAGCGCCAACCUGAACGACCGCACCAGCGUGGGCGCUGAGGGUGCCCGGGACAGGAAGAUGCUGCGCUCCCGGUCGGUGGCGCAGCCGUCCUCCGCCUCCAACGCCAACGCCAACUCCAGCCCCCCCGACGGGCCUCAGGCACCCAACGCCGUCAACGCGGCGGGCAAGGGCGUCGACGCCGCGGUCAACUCGCGGUCCCAGAGCGAGCCGCCCCGAGACAAGAAGCGGCCGGUGUCGCUGCAUGAGCAGAACGGUAAGCCCAGCGCGGGGCGUGGCGGCGGCGGCGGCGGCGGCGGCGGCGGCGGCGGCGGCGGCGGCGGGGGGAGCGGGCGCCGGCCCGGGGGGAAGCUGCCCGGCCAGACCUCCCUAGAGGACCGCCCCUCCCACCGUGGGGAGCGGGGCGGCGGCGGCGAGGGCCGCUGGAGCGCCGACGGCCGGCGUCUGGAGAAGAUCCACUCGCAGGACUACGACGAGGGCAAGGACGACGCGGACCGGGAGAAGCGCGAGCGGCAGCGGCGGGAGGAGGAGUUCCAGGCGCGGUACCGCAGCGACCCCAACCUGGCCCGCUACCCCGUCAAGCCCCAGAAGGAGGAGCAGGAGAUGCGCAUGCACGCCAAGGUGUCCAAGGUGCGGCACGAGCGGCGCCACAGCGACCAGGCCAUCAACGAGGUGGGGCUGGGGCCCGGCGACGGAGGCGGGGGCGGAGGGGGGGGCGGGCACUCGGGGGACAUGCCGGAGCACCGCCUCCGCAGGAGGUACUUCGGGUCGGACGGCAAAGGCCCCCCCGAGAACGACUGGGCGGGCUACGAGGGCGAGAGGGGGGCGGCGCCGGCGGGAGGCGGCCCGCCCAGAGCGGGGUCGGUGUCUCCGGAUUGGGGGGCGACCAAGGGGCGGCAGGAGCCGGCGGGUCCGACCAGGGCGCCCCGGGGGGAGAAGGGCGGCGGCAGCGGUGGCGGCGGCGGUGGCGGCGGGGGUAGCGGCGGCGGCGGCGGCGGCGGAGGCAGCAGCAGGGACGGCCUGCUGAGGAAGGACUCCCAGAGCUCUGACCAGUCGGAGACUCUGCGCCCGCCCCCGCCACGGCCGUACAAGAGCAAGCGAGGCGGCCACAAGAGGCAGAUGUCCAUCAGCAGCUCGGAGGAGGAGGGCGGCUCCACGCCCGAGUACACCAGCUGCGAGGACGUGGACAUGGAGAGCGUCAGCGAGAAAGGCGAUUGGGACUGCUAUCCUCUUGAUCCUGCCGUAUGGCAUCACCCAGUGACGUGGCUGCAGUCUAAGGAGGGUGACCAGAUGAUCGGACGCAUCACUCUCAGCAAGCGGUCGGCCAUGCCCCGGGAGGCCGGCUCCCUGCUGGGCCUCAAGGUGGUGGGGGGCAAGAUGACAGCGAUGGGCCGACUGGGGGCCUUCAUCACUAAAGUAAAGAAGGGAAGCCUUGCAGAUGUUGUGGGCCAUCUGAGAGCGGGCGACGAAGUACUGCAGUGGAACGGGAAGUCGUUGCCGGGAGCCACCAAGAAAGAGGUAUACAACAUCAUCCUGGAGUCGAAGGCCGCGCCCCAGGUGGAGAUAGUGGUGUCCAGACCCGUAGGCUCUAUCCAUCGAAUUAUAUCCAAAAACGUCUUGAGAAAAGUGUGUAGAGCCUAUGAAGUUAUUCCGAGAAGUCCCGAAUCGUCCCACCCUCCUUUAGAAUCGACUGGCUCCAGUUCGUUUGAGUCCCAGAAGAUGGACCGUCCCUCCAUUUCAGUGAUGUCUCCCACCAGCCCAGGGACCCUGCGAGACCACCCGCAAAUACUGCCGGGACAGCUCUCUGUGAAGCUGUGUUACGAUAAGGUGGGCCAUCAGCUGAUUGUCAACGUCCUUCAAGCCAUAGACCUGCCGCCGCGGCCCGACGGUCGACCUCUGAACCCCUACGUCAAGAUGUACUUCCUCCCCGACAGAAGCGAUAAGAGCAAGCGGCGGACGAAGACGGUGAAGAAGAGUGUGGAGCCCAAAUGGAACCAGACCUUCCUGUACUCCCACGUCCACCGGAGGGACUUCAGGGAGCGCAUGCUGGAGAUCACCGUGUGGGACCAGCCCCGCGUGCAGGAGGAGGAGAGCGACUUCAUGGGGGAGAUCCUGAUCGAGCUGGAGACGACCGCCCUGGACGACCUUCCUCACUGGUACAAGCUGCAGAGCCACGACGUAUCCUCCCUGCCUCUUCCUCAGCCCUCGCCAUACCUGCCGCGCAGACACCUGCAUGGAGACAGCCCCAGCAAGAAACUGCAGAGGUCCCAUCGCAUCAUUGAUACUGAGUUUGAUGAUGGUGCGGAGCGCAGCUCCAGGGAGCGUGAGAGGGGCAGCAGCACCCUGGAGGUCCCGGAGCAGCAGAGACCCCCGCAGCACCGCUCGCGCUCCGUCUCCCCCCACCGGGAGGACUCCUGCAAGGCCCGCUCCAGACCCGCACACGUACCCAUGCAGAGGAGCCUGGACGAGAUCCACCACAACCGCAACCACUCCCUGUCCCCGGCCCGUUACCAUGACACCCACCUGGAGCGCCAGCGUUCCGGGGACUCGGACUACGAGUACUCCGAGGACAGUGAGGUCCUGGAGACGCACAGGUCUAUCCGGGGCGGGAGUGCUGAGUGCCUGCACACAAACAGCAGGGGCGUGGGUAGACACAGCAGCCACACGUUGCCUCCCAAAAUGCCCCUGCUCGUUAACGGUAUCCAUAAAGGCAUUUACAGCUCCACGCUGCCCGUGUGCCUAAAGGCCAAGGCGGCCGGGGUGUGUGGUAGGCAGGAGGCCGCUAGCGCCGGGCCGCGCCCUCUCCUCCCCCAACGCGUGCUCAGGUUCACUGACGAGGUCCCGGGCAGUGACCUGCAGCCGUCACUGGACAGAGUGAGGAGCGCCAGCACCACCUGCCUCAGACCAGACAACAACUACCACAACACAGACAGAGACAGGUGCUCUAACUCUCUGCCCCGGAGGCGUCCCCCCAGUCCCAGGAUCCUUAUAGAGCAGGCCUCCCUAGAGGAAGAGAGGCAGGCAGCCAAUGGCGCCCAGCCAAACGGCCACAGAAGCAGCAAGAAAGCCCUGGAGGGGGACAGAGCGAACUCCCACGGCACCUCUCCUACAGGGUCUCCCUCGUCAGGACGCAGGGGCAGGCAGCUGCCACAACUCCCUGCCAAAAGCAGCAGCAUCGAGCAAGAACGCGUAGCUAUUAAACCAGCCCUUGCGGCAGAGGAGCGAGCCCGACUGGUGAAGAUGAAAGUACAUUCCUACCGGCCCUCGGCCCCCCCGGGCCCCGAGACGGACCUCAAGACCAAACGCGAGAUGUACGCUGAGAGGAGGCGCAGCAGUGACAACAUGUCCGCCCGGUCGUCAGACAGCGAUAUGAGCGACCUGUCGGCCAUGUCUCGCGCCAGCAGCAUCUCCCGCCUCAGUAGCACCAGCUACAUGUCCAUCCAAUCAGAGCGACCCAGGGGCCGACUCAGGUCCAAGUCGUUGGAGGAUGAGAAGAAGGACAGGAGGAUCUCGUGGGGGGUGAACGGGAUGGAUGAGGGGAGCAGGAGGUCGGCGGGGAAGAGGCGCUUCUCCCAGGAGCUGAAGCGCCGCCGACACACGGUGACCGGAGAGACGGAGGAGUCCAGCCGUCAGAUGCGGGCGUCUGCGGGCCGCACCAUGCUGAAGAGCUCCAGCGUCAGCGGGGAGAUCUACGCCCAGGAGCGCACCGACGGCAGCCAAUCGGACACGGCGCUGGGCACGGUGGGGGGCGGGGCCAAGAAGCGGCGCUCCAGCUUCAGCGCCCGCGUGGUCGCCAUCGUGGGCAACCGCCGCAGCCGCAGCACCUCCCAGAUCAGCGGCCCCGAGGGGAAGAGUAAGAAGGAGAAAGGCGCGCCCAUCCAGCGGAGCACGGAGACUGGGAUGGCCGUGGAGCUGAGCCGGAACAUGAGCCGGCAGCCCAGCCGCGAGUCCAACAACGGCAGCAUGAACAGCUACAACUCGGAGGGGAAUUUGAUCUUCUCCGGGGUGAAUCUGGGGGCCAACAGUCAGUUCAGCGACUUUCUGGACGGCCUGGGACCGGCUCAGCUCGUUGGCCGGCAAACGCUGGCCACGCCCGCCAUAGGUGACAUCCAGAUCGGCAUGAUGGACAAGAAAGGCCAGCUGGAGGUGGAGGUGAUCCGGGCACGAGGCCUCGUCCAGAAGCCUGGCUCCAAGUCCCUUCCCGCGCCGUACGUCAAGGUCUACCUGCUGAACAACGGGGCCUACGUCGCCAAGAAGAAGACCAAGAUUGCGAGGAAAACGCUGGACCCGUUGUACCAGCAAGCGCUGCAGUUUGAGGAGAGCCCGCAGGGGAAGGUGUUGCAGGUGAUCGUCUGGGGGGAUUACGGACGCAUGGACCACAAGAGCUUCAUGGGAGUUGCACAAAUCCUAUUGGAGGAGCUGGACUUAUCGAGCACCGUGAUUGGUUGGUACAAGUUGUUCCCACCUUCCUCCCUGGUGGACCCCACGCUAGCCUCCCUCACCAGGCGGGCUUCCCAGACCUCUCUGGACAGCUCUUCCGGGCCCCCGGGGGUCCGGUCGUAGGGCCCCCCCCCCCCCCCCCCCCCCACCGUAAGACUUUGAUGAUGAUGAAUUCAAAAUACUUGGACGUACUGUAGACAAAGAAGAAACAAAUACAUAUUUAAAAAAAAAGCUAAAAACAGCCAGUGGUGACUACGUAGAACAACAACAAUCAGAAUCAGAGUCGCAAUGAGAAAGCUUUGUUGAGAUCUGACAAUCACUCCUGUCUCGUUUUAAGUUCUUCUGCCGUAGGAAGCUCUGCAUUUUGAUUUUUUUGUGUCAUUUCAAGGCUAGAUUUCAUACUCUGUUUGUAUGGAAGACUCCCUGGGGCUGUUGCACUCGGCGACCCCCCGCCCCCCGGGCGUGGGUUAAAAAAAAAAAGGCACAAGUUGCAGUUAGUAGAGACGGGAUUAUUCAAAUAAAAGCAGGGUGGUUCGAUUCCCAUUUCAACAAUAAAGGAAAAACGUCUGCAAACGUGGGAUUGUGUGGAAUGUAUGGACCUGGGAAACAGGAGGCAAUCACCCUCCGAGCCUGCAGGGGGCACUCUCCGGUCCCGGUCUGCAGUGGCCUCCUCCUCCUCCUCCAGUAACACAAUGAAUAAAGACUGCCGGCAGGUUGCCUUUUCUGUAGGGGCGUGUUGCGUUGAAGCACAGGGCCUUCAUCUGGUGCCUAGACCUUCGAGCUGCAGCACUGGUCCUCGUUUUCGUGUCGGAAAAAAAGAUCUGUUUUCAGUAUGUUUACCAUAGGGGGCGUGGCCUCCUCUCUCUGGCCCCGCCCCCUCUCUGUUUUAGUGUUUUUACUUUCAUGUUUCCUCCUCUUCUUUGUUACUCCUUGCACAAAAAUGUUUUUCAAAACUCGUAAAAUUGUCCAUGGUUGUGUUGUCGGUCUGACGUGUGCAUGAAGAAGAAGAAGAAGAAAAAAAAAGCAAGUGAUGAAAUGGAAAAAACUAAAAAAUACUACAACUCAAAGAUUGACUUCUGCAGAUGUACCCGCCCACAUGUAUUGCAGGGGGAGGAGUCUGAUGGGCGCACAUCUUAACUUUCUACACGAUUAUGAGAUUAGCGUGCAAUGUUGUUUUUUCUUUUUCUACUGGCCAACGCUCCAGUCGUCUUUGUAUAGAUGUACAAUAGGCCUCGACGGAGGUGACCAAUAAAAUAGAUUUUAUUGCCACGAGGGAAUCACCUUACUGUACAAGCAUAUAUCUAUGUUCACUCUUGCAAGAACAAAAAGGGGGUAUACCUUUUUGGUUUUGUUUUUCGAGGCGAGUCGACCCCUUAACCCUUCGCACAUGUUCAGGAUUUGUAUCCUAUCUUCGGUUUACAUUGUUUUGAGAUUUAACGGCAAGCACAAGAGCUUGAUUUUUUAUGACAAACAUCUAACUUUUUGAAGAAAACAAUGAGAAAAAAGACAAAAAAAAACAAAAAUAAUCCAAUGCCCAUUUUUUGGUUCGCUAUAUUUCCUCUUUAUGUAUAAUUUGGAAAAACAAAAGGAAAGAAAAAAAAAAAGGAUUGCUGACAAUGUCCUAAUGUGCAUCUCUGCGAAUGUGCAAGUAACCAAUCAAAUCAAUCUGUCAGGACACUCUCGACCAAUGAUCAUCCUCCCCUGGACUCACAGACCUGGAAUAUUGGGAGCCGGCAUGACUUUGGACCGCCCCCCCCACCCCCCCCCCCCCCCCCCCCCCCCUUCCAAACUGCAUGCACAUUUUUUUAUGAAACAAAAACAGUUAGUUCAGAGAGAAAAGAAUACCUACUGAACUACAUACAUGUGUUAUUUCCACAUACGGUAGGCCGGCUUGUAUGUUGCAUGCAGUUGUACAGUUUGCUCGUCCUCGAAUAUUACAUUUGAAAAAAACAAAACAAGACAGAAGCCAUUCCCGAAAGUCAUCCUGCGAAGACAUUCGAAAUACAGCUGCAGUCUAGUCCACGUCUCUCUCUCUCUCUCUCUCUCUCUCUCUCUCUCUCUCUCUCUCUCUCUCUCUCUCUCUCUCUCCCUCUCUCUCUCUAUCUCUUGCUCUCUAACUCUUUCUCUCUCUCUACCACUUUCUGUCGCUGUCUCUCUCGUGCGCUCCUCCUGCUAUCUUAAUCUUCUCCCUCACUGUCCCUGUCUCUCUACCUAUUUCUUUACCUCUUUCUCUCUCUCUACCUCUCUUUCUCUACCUCUCUCUUUCUCUCUCUAUCUUUCUACAUCUCUCUAUCUCUCUCUGUCUUUCUAAGUCUCUCUGUCUCUCUCUGUCUCUCUCUGUCUGUCUCUCUCUGUCUCUCUGUCUCUCUCUGUCUCUCUCUGUCUCUCUGUCUCUCUGUCUCUCUCUGUCUCUCUCUCUCUCUCCAUUCCGGUGCUGAAUGUCUCAAACAACUCAAGAUUACGUUGAUGUCUUCUCCCCUACUCUACGGCAGUCGUACUGUAACGUACAGUCGUUCUAAACAGACCUCACUGCUUCCCUACUGUUAACCCACAUCAUAGUAUACCUCUACAGGCCCGGGGAGAUGUAUGCAUAUCAUUCUAUAUAUAUAUAUAAAUACUAUAUUUUAUUUAUAUAUGGGAAAAUAUCCAGUAUGUCUCACCAGAACGAUUUAUUUCAGAUAAACAGAACUGAAAACGAACUAAUCGAUUUAUUGAAAGCGCGACUGCAGAUGCACACAAAGAUGUAAAUACCCGGCAGCCAUCCGUGGACUACAGUGAUAUCUGCAGAGGGUCUAUGGCGCAGAACGUUGAUCCCGACACAUCUCUGGGGAGCAGGGAGUGUGUCCUCUGAGCGUUUGAACAGCGCCUGGCCCCGGCCUGAUGGCUCCCAGAUCUCUCCAACCUAAACAUUGACCACUUAGGCCAUAGAAGUCGCUGGUGUAUCACCACCCUAAAAUCUGUUGUGUCAACACUUCCUUGUGCUUUAAACCCCAAUGUCUUUUCCUAACCCGAGUCAUGGUACCCCCCCCCCCCCCCCCCCCCCCUGUAAAGGAGAUUAUUUUCUCAACAUCAGAUGAGGCUGUUUGUUUUUUUUGGGAUUAUAAUUACCGUCAAAUCUUCUUUUUUUUUACUUUUCUUUAUCAGUGUUAUUGGGAAAAAUGCUGAUUGUUUACAAUUCAUGUGUUCCACUGAAACAACAACGAAAAAGAAAAUAAGUAUUCACUGCAACAUUUCUUGUUUGUAUGACAGAUGUCGCUCAGAUGAUGUGUAUGUUUUAUAUUUUAAAAAAAAGUUCAUUUUUAUUAUUUACAAAUAAAAGAAUGUGUGGAAGAAAUGA
Messenger RNA from Gadus morhua (Atlantic cod), 8833 nucleotides. It is a transcript of the gene rims1b, whose product is annotated as regulating synaptic membrane exocytosis 1b. The record is from RefSeq and is a predicted model, not a curated record. Bases 577 to 5619 code for a protein of 1680 amino acids. Gene Ontology annotation, biological process: positive regulation of synaptic transmission; regulation of synaptic plasticity; intracellular protein transport. Gene Ontology annotation, cellular component: presynaptic membrane; cytoskeleton of presynaptic active zone. The transcript has 35 exons. NCBI's taxonomy places the organism in Eukaryota, Metazoa, Chordata, Actinopteri, Gadiformes, Gadidae. Gene Ontology annotation, molecular function: transmembrane transporter binding; small GTPase binding.